AUGCAACUAGAGGUAAACAAUACGACCCCUGGACAAGAGAAAAAGAACAUCAACCCUCGAGAGAAUAACCAAGAUUACGUUCCCGAAAGUGAAAGUGAUGACGAUGAGUUUGGUAUUUCUGCAGAUGCAAAUGUAAUAACACAAGCUUCAACGUCAAAGAAGAAAGAAAGGACUAGGGAACAACCUCCUCGUAAGAAUAAGAAGCAGCCACUAUGUCCGGCAAUGGAAAUGGAUGAUUUCGUUAUGAUUAUACAUAAAUUUGAAGCAGAAAUUACUGCAUUUCUUUUUGUUUGUUCUUCUCAUUUGGAUGAUUUUUCCUAUGUUUUGGGUUGGGGUGCUAAAAAUAAAGGUCGUGGACCAACUAAUAUGUUUGAAGUCCAUGCUCGCAAAUUGGAAGCCCGUGUUCUUAUCUAUUGUAAUGACAAAGGACAACCUAUUGGUCCAGAAAAAGAUAGGAAAGAGCUUACUCGGUUCUUAGGAACUAUUGCUCAUGACUACAAUUGGGCCCCUUUAACUGACACAAAUUGGCAAAAAGUUCUAAACAAGGACAAAAUAUGGGAGUAUGUGAAAAGCAAGUACAUCCUUCCACCUGAAUCUGAAGAGUGGGUAUAUGAAACCCUUGAUCAAUCUUGGAGAGGAUUCAAAUGUAGGCUUAAAAAGCUACAUUAUUAUGCAUAUGACAGCUAUGAGGAGAGAUUGGAACAUCCGCCGGAGAGAGUGCCUGAAGCACAUUUCAAAACACUUCUAGCUUAUUGGGAGACUAAUCCAGCAAAGAAAACAAGUUUGCAGAAUUCGGAAAAUCGCAAAGAGCAAGACAAUAUGCACACAAUUGGUCCGGUGUCAUUUGCCAUACGUUAUAACAAGAUGUUGCGUGAAAAUGGUAAGGCACCAUCAAAAAGAGAGAUGUUUGAAGAGACUCGUCGUCGAAAAGAAGGAAAACAAGCCAUGCGGGAAAUGGAGGAAUUACAAGCUGAUCAGAAUAAUGAAUCUCAUAAGGAUUCAUUUGAUGAAGUGAUGGGAAAUGCACCGGGUUCAAAAAGACUACAUGGACUAGACGAGGUCAUGGACUCUAUCACAAAAGCUGUAACUAAAGACGUGCAAAAGGAUAUGAUCACUCAAAGAGAGGAAUUUGCAAAGGAAAGAGAAGCUCAUGCUGCUGAAAUGGAAAGAAUGUCAGAGGAAUUUGAGUCCCAAGCCUCAAAAUUACACAAUAUGAUCAAGAAACCUGAAGAACCUGAAACUCUUGAUUCAAUUGUUGCUUCACUUGGACGACUACGGAAAAAGGACCCUAGCUUGGCCGCAGAAAAUAUUGCAGCAGUUUUGGUGUCUACCCUUUAA
Messenger RNA from Spinacia oleracea (spinach), 1338 nucleotides. RefSeq lists its product as uncharacterized. NCBI's taxonomy places the organism in Eukaryota, Viridiplantae, Streptophyta, Magnoliopsida, Caryophyllales, Amaranthaceae. The transcript is spliced from 9 exons. The record is from RefSeq and is a predicted model, not a curated record. The coding region runs from base 1 to 1338 and encodes 445 amino acids.